CUCUCUCUCUCUCUCUGUGUGUGUGUCUCUGGGCUCAGUGAGGCUCAGGGUCAGAGGAUGUCAGGUCGCUCUCAGAAGGCUCUGAAGCUCAGAUGAUGCUGGUGUGUUUGCUGUGCUGGCGGUGAGGAUGGACUCUCACACACUGCAGUGAAGGCUUCACACACUCUCUGGAGGAGCGGGCCGUGGCGCUCUGACUGGGAGGUUUCCCUUCUGAAGGUGUUAGGUCAGUCGUACAGGAGCUGCAUCAUGGCGGACGCAGCUGAGAGCGUGAAUAAAGACAUGAAGGUGUUUGUGGUGGACAGCCAGGCGUUCCCGCCCCAGGUGUCUGUCAGGAGGGACGGCCCGCGGCUCUCCGUCAUCUACCUGCUGCUGGCCGUGGCUCUGCUGGGCGUCUUCAUCGAGGCUGGGUUCAUCUGGCAUCUCUACAGCAGGCCCACGACAACGUCAGAUGACCAGAAAGUGGAAUAUAGAAAAGGAGACAACUCGUUUUCCAGAAGUCCACAUGAUUUUAAUGAAGUUUUGCCUGCAAAGCCUCCCAAAGCUGAGAGCAAACCAGCAGCAUUUCUGCAAAGUGCUUCGCCCGCGUCCGGCGGGAACGGCGUCCUGCACUGGAGGACCGACAGCUUCCCCGUGUUCAUGAGGGGUCUGGAAUACAAGAACAACAGCCUGUACGUCCAGCAGGACGGACACUAUUACAUCUUCUCCAAGAUCGCUCACCUGGAGAACUGCAACUACUUCAAGCAUCAGGUCAUGCAGUGGACAGAGAGGUACAGCUCCAAGGCCAUCGAGCUGAUGCAGAGCUCCAGGUUUAUCUGCGUCCCCAAUAACUCCCAGUGGAGGGGCAACAGCUACCUGGGGGGCGUCUUCCAGCUGUUUAAAGGAGACAGUGUGUUCGUGAAGGUCAAUAACAGCUCGCAGGUGCACAGUGAUGCAUACGAGAACUUCUUUGGUGCCUUCAUGAUAUAAGCACUGACAUACUGCUGCGAGAAAAUCACACACACAUGCACUCUCAGGUUCUCAUUCCAGUUUUUAAAUAUUAUUUGACAUUUUAUGAAUCUUUGCAAUAUAGAAUUGUGCUAUUUUUUUUUUUUACUUCUGCAGGUGAAUGAAAUAUAUUUAGCAUGUAUUGCUGAAAUCUGACCCUCAGAUCAGAUGCCAUUUCUCUAUUAAUCAUGUAAUCAUGUUUUUUAUUAUUAUUAUUAUUAUUAUUAUUAUUAUUUAAGAAAACAUGUUUCAGAUGCUUGUAAACAAAUUGUUAUCUAUCCUUAUGUAUUAUAAGCUGAAUAUAUAUAAUGAGAGUCCAAACAGCUGAUAAAAACAUCACAAUAAUACGCACCACUCCAGUUCAUAAUCCAUAAUAACUCUUCCUACAGUGAUAAAAUCCAUCUCCUGUUGUCUCUCACAUCAAAAUCCAGCCACAUAUUUAUUUAGAGCUGUUUUGGCGUGUAAAUGGUGCUUGAUCUGUGCAGAUUUUUCUCCCGAUUCAGACCAGACCACUUUUGGCGGAAACAUUAUUAUGGAUUAUGGACUCAUAUUUUCAUAUUUCAUAUUUCACAUUUCGAUUUGUUUCAGCUUUUGGCUUUACGAGACGUUAACUGAUGGACUGGAGUGGUGUGGAUUAUGGUGAUGUUUUUAUCAGCUGUUUGGACUCUCAUUCUGAUGGCACCCAUUUACUGUAAUGAAAGUAAAUCUGAUGAAUAAACCAACUCAUCUACAUUUUUGAUGGCCUGAGGACACUUUUGGUAAAUUUUCAGUUUUGGGUUAACUAUUCCUUUAAGUGCGUUCAACGAGACUGCGCACUUGAAUCGAUCAAACGUUCAGCUGUGCGUUCAUGUUCUGGCAUGGAGUGGGGGUGUGACAUUAUUUGAUUGUUAUUUAUAAAAGUGCAUACUGUAUUUUGAUAUUGACUGGAAUGUGCAUUAAAUGUGUAUCAUAUUAAUAAAAUAUUGCAAUGUCAGAGUCUUGUCUAGCGA
Molecule: messenger RNA, 1973 nt
Organism: Onychostoma macrolepis
Lineage: Eukaryota; Metazoa; Chordata; Actinopteri; Cypriniformes; Cyprinidae
Gene: tnfsf14b
Product: tumor necrosis factor ligand superfamily member 14
Exons: 6
Coding region: 247-966 (239 amino acids)
Biological process (GO): immune response
Cellular component (GO): membrane
Molecular function (GO): tumor necrosis factor receptor binding
Source: RefSeq, a predicted model, not a curated record